AUGGCGGACGACUCUCAGAACGGUAUUGAGCAUCAUCCAGAAUAUUAUCUUCGAGAUGGCAACAUCAUCUUCCUGGUGGAGAACACACUCUUUUGUGUUCAUAGGCUAUUCUUUGAGCGCGAAUCCCAGUUUUUCAUCGAGAAAUUUGCACAUGCUCCCCAGGAUGGAAUAUCUGAUGACAACGCGUUUCUGGUCGAAGGAGUAACAAGUGCCGACUUCGCGAAGCUCCUCUGGGUCUGGUAUAGCCCGAAGUACAGACUGGACAAUAAAACGUCAGAGCACUGGCUCGUCAUACUCGAGCUCUCCACGAGGUGGAAGUUUCUGAGAAUGAAGGAGCUGGCUGUCGACCAGCUCCAGAAUCUCGAGAUGGACCCCGUGGAGAAGAUCGCCAUUUAUAACAAGUACGAGCUUGAUAAUUCGCUGCUUUUGCGUGAAUACAAGCAUCUUUGCACGCGGGAGGGCCGGAUGUCGAUCGAGGAGGGUGAGAAGGUCGGAUUGCCCACUAUCCUCGGUAUACAUCAGGCUCGCGAGCGUGCACUGAUGAGUGCAGUGGCACAGGGAUGUCGCAGCCCGACUUCCGCUGAUGUAGAUGACGAGGAACUGGAAAAGAUAUUGAAACAUGUUUUCAAUCUCAACAUCAGUUCCAGUGCCAGAUCACGACGUGGCGCAGGUGAUCAGGUGCCGUCAGGAAACACUGACCGCCAGGGUGCGCAGUCACAAGGGCAACCAAACUCAGCCUUUACCAAUAAUAUACCGCGGCCCGAUGCAAGUUCGGUAAGUCGGGAUCUUCCACCAAAUAGAAGGUGUCACUUAACUGACUAA
Molecule: messenger RNA, 822 nt
Organism: Suillus paluster
Lineage: Eukaryota; Fungi; Basidiomycota; Agaricomycetes; Boletales; Suillaceae
Exons: 3
Coding region: 1-822 (273 amino acids)
Molecular function (GO): protein binding
Source: RefSeq, a predicted model, not a curated record